Molecule: messenger RNA, 1059 nt
Organism: Eucalyptus grandis
Lineage: Eukaryota; Viridiplantae; Streptophyta; Magnoliopsida; Myrtales; Myrtaceae
Product: glutathione S-transferase U25
Exons: 2
Coding region: 107-766 (219 amino acids)
Biological process (GO): glutathione metabolic process
Cellular component (GO): cytoplasm
Molecular function (GO): glutathione transferase activity
Source: RefSeq, a predicted model, not a curated record
GAGUGCUGGCUCAACAGUUGCUAUCAUUCACCCCCUUUUUAACACUUCGAAAUUGCUCUGCUUCGAUUCUCAAGGGUCACAAACACACAGAGAGACUUUGAAGGCAAUGGCCGAUGAAGUGAUCCUCCUGGACUUCUGGCCCAGCAUGUUCGGGAUAAGGUGCCGCGUAGCGCUGGCCGAGAAAGGGGUCGUGUACGAGUACAAGGAAGAGGACCUGUGGAACAAGGGGGAGCUCCUCCUUCAGAUGAACCCGGUCCGCAAGAAAAUCCCUGUCCUCAUCCACAACGGCAAGCCUGUGUGCGAGUCUCUCGUCAUUGUGGAGUAUGUCGACCAGACCUGGAGCCACAAGGCCCCCCUCUUGCCAUCCGAUCCUUACGAACGAGCCCGAGCCAGAUUCUGGGCUGAUUUCAUCGACAAGAAGUUCUAUGGUCAAGGGUGGAAGGUGCUGACGACGAAAGGGGAAGAACAGGAGGCGGCGAAGAAGGAAUUCAUCCACAGCCUAAAACUACUGGAAAGUGAGCUAGGAAACGAGCCUUUCUUUGGGGGCAAGAAGUUCGGGUUCUUGGACAUAUCAUUCAUCGGCUUCUACUGCCGGUUCUACUCCUACGAGAUGUGCGGAAACUUCAGCAUCGAAGCGGAGUGUCCCAAGCUCAUUGCGUGGGGCAAAAGGUGCAUGGAGAAGGAGAGCGUGUCCAAAUCUCUCCCCGACCCUCAAAAGGUGCAUGGCUACGUCUUGGAGCUCAAGAAAGCAAUGGGCAUAGAGUAGGGGACGCUGCUUCUGCUUUUGCUAGACCCUGUUUUUCUCCCUGGUCUGGCUGUCGGCAUUUGCUAUCCUUGUUAGUAAUCCUCUUGUACUCGCAACGGGCUUCUUUGUUUUCUUAAGAAUUCUGUAAUCUGAGAGGACACUUCGCUGUGUCUUCUCUUCAUCUCGUACUACUGGGCGAUCAUAUGGCAUAGUAAGGCAUUCUACCUCAUGUCAUGUUCAGGUAGCAAUCUCCUCGCGAAGGAAGGUUCUGAUCAGGUCAUGAGUACAUUCUGGUUUUCAAUUGUUCUUCGAAA